Molecule: messenger RNA, 735 nt
Organism: Salvelinus namaycush (lake trout)
Lineage: Eukaryota; Metazoa; Chordata; Actinopteri; Salmoniformes; Salmonidae
Gene: six6a
Product: SIX homeobox 6a
Exons: 2
Coding region: 1-735 (244 amino acids)
Biological process (GO): eye development; regulation of transcription by RNA polymerase II
Cellular component (GO): transcription regulator complex; nucleus
Molecular function (GO): DNA-binding transcription factor activity, RNA polymerase II-specific; RNA polymerase II cis-regulatory region sequence-specific DNA binding
Source: RefSeq, a predicted model, not a curated record
AUGUUUCAGCUGCCUAUCUUAAAUUUUAGCCCCCAGCAGGUUGCGGGGGUUUGCGAGACCCUGGAAGAGAGCGGGGACAUUGAGCGCCUCGGUCGCUUCCUCUGGUCUCUGCCCGUUGCCCCGGCAGCCUGCGAAGUUCUCAACAAGAAUGAGUCGGUGCUUAGGGCGCGGGCAAUCGUGGCCUACCACACCGGGAAUUUCCGAGAACUUUACCACAUCCUGGAGAACCACAAGUUCACCAAAGAGUCUCACACUAGACUGCAGGCCCUGUGGCUGGAGGCGCAUUACCAAGAGGCAGAGAAGCUGCGGGGCCGCCCGCUAGGGCCAGUGGACAAAUACAGGGUGCGGAAGAAGUUCCCUCUACCCAGAACGAUAUGGGACGGAGAGCAAAAGACCCACUGCUUCAAGGAGAGAACCCGACAUUUGCUACGAGAAUGGUACUUGCAGGACCCUUACCCGAACCCGAGCAAAAAGAGGGAGCUCGCGCAGGCUACUGGACUUACUCCCACACAAGUCGGAAACUGGUUCAAAAAUCGUAGACAAAGGGAUAGAGCCGCGGCUGCGAAAAAUAGGCUACAGCAAGGGUUGUCCCAAGGCUCGGUUCGGUCUUUGGCAGAUGAUGAUGGAACCGUCGAUCGACUCGGUCCCGCCUCCAGCCCCGAGGCAAGUUUGUCGAGCAAAGCCGCCACCUCGGCUAUCUCUAUCACUUCCAGCGACAGCGAAUGUGACAUCUAA